Molecule: messenger RNA, 1547 nt
Organism: Leptosomus discolor (cuckoo roller)
Lineage: Eukaryota; Metazoa; Chordata; Aves; Leptosomiformes; Leptosomidae
Source: RefSeq, a predicted model, not a curated record
GUUUUAAAUUGAAGAGAAAAUGUCACUUUACGAUGACUUGGGAGUGGAGACCAGCGACUCUAAAACAGAAGGCUGGUCCAAAAAUUUCAAACUACUGCAGUCUCAGUUGCAGGUGAAGAAAGCAGCUCUCACACAAGCAAAGAGUCAGAGAACAAAACAAACAACAGUCCUUGCUCCAGUGAUUGACCUGAAACGAGGCAGCUCUUCUGAUGAGAGGCAGAUUGUGGACACACCACCUCACGUAGCUGCUGGGUUAAAGGAUCCAGUACCUAGUGGUUUUUCUGCGGGAGAUGUGUUGAUUCCUUUGGCGGACGAGUAUGAUCCCAUGUUCCCAAAUGACUACGAAAAAGUGGUCAAACGUCAAAGAGAGGAACGGCAGAGGCAGCGUGAGCUGGAGAGGCAAAAGGAGAUUGAAGAAAGAGAAAAAAGACGUAAAGACAGACAUGAAGCCAGUGGGUUUUCAAGAAGACCAGAUCCAGAUUCUGAUGAAGAUGAAGAUUAUGAAAGGGAGAGACGAAAAAGAAGUAUGGGAGGAGCUGCCAUUGCGCCACCCACUUCUCUGGUGGAGAAGGACAAAGAACCUGUAGCAUCAUUUCCAUUCGAAGAGGAGUCAAGACCUCGGGCACCAUCCUCCAAAGCAGCUAUUCCUCCUCCAGUGUAUGACGAGCCAGAGAGACCUCGCUCCCCGACGGGACCCAGCAACUCUUUCCUUGCUAACAUGGGGGGGACAGUAGCUCAUAAAAUCAUGCAGAAGUAUGGUUUCAGAGAGGGCCAGGGGCUGGGAAAGCAUGAACAGGGGCUGAGCACAGCACUGUCCGUAGAGAAAACAAGCAAGAGGGGUGGCAAGAUCAUUGUUGGCGAUUCUACAGAGAAAGCAGAAACGGGCAAGAAAGCGGAUUCUAACCCCUUGACUGAGAUACUGAAAUGCCCAACUAAAGUGGUCUUACUAAGGAACAUGGUAGGUGCUGGGGAGGUGGAUGAAGAUCUAGAAGUUGAAACCAAGGAGGAAUGUGAGAAAUAUGGCAAGGUUGGGAAAUGUGUCAUCUUUGAGAUUCCUGGUGCCCCUGAUGAUGAAGCUGUGAGAAUAUUUUUAGAGUUUGAACGGGUUGAAUCUGCCAUCAAAGCUGUGGUGGAUCUAAAUGGAAGAUACUUUGGAGGCAGAGUCGUGAAGGCUUGUUUCUACAACCUGGACAAGUUCAGAGUACUGGAUCUGGCAGAGCAAGUUUGAUUUUUAAAAAUCUAGCUGAAGGUGUCACUGUUUUGGCAAUCAUAUUUUCAGCGGUAGGCUGGGAAUAAAGAAGAGAAAAGUAGCUUUCCUAGCAAACUGGAAACAAGCCUCAUUGAAUGGAUUUUUCACAUUCGUUGUGACUUAAAUUUUUUGUAAUAUAAAGCCCUUUGAAAGUAAGAUUCACGUCUGUGUGGUUUUGAAUUGCACAAUUCUGCUUCUUGCUCUGGGGAUCCUGUUCUUGAGCUUUCAGAUGACUUCGUCCUUUUGAAAACCCACUGCUGAAGAGAUGCUUUGUCUGUAUUCCUGCUUUCCUUGUUCU